AUGUUCACUGGACAGGCUGGCGCUAAUGAUUCGCGGCGAUACGCGUCUUCACACAGGAGGGCUGCCAGUCGUGCAAGCUCAGCGGCGGCCCAUUCGAGAGGAACAACGCCUGCAGCAUCACAGGAGAGGAGCCCCAGCUAUCCCCCAGAAUUCAGCCAGGAUGUAUCUGCUCUCAGCGCCAGCAGCGCAAGGUACAAUCGCAGUAGCCGUACGUCUCGACGAGUGGGCAGUGUCGCACCGAGCACAAGCCGCAAAGCGCCUUCUGUGUUCUCUGAGGCGCCAUCAACUGCCCGCGCUGGACCAUCUGCGAGAGCGUUGCAAGAGUCAGACGAGAGGACACUUGUCAAAGAUGAGGCAUACAGCGCAUACUUGUACAGUCAGUUUCCGCGGGAAGUCCAGCAAGUUCUCGCCCCGGCAGAUCUACAGCUCGAGGGCUUUCGUGGCAAAGUGGACGACGUGACGGGCUAUGCCUAUCUGCUCUCGCGAGACUACGUCUUUGUGUGGCACUACGCACAACGUGACUAUAACCUCCUGCCGACCUGCUAUGUCUUUCCUCAGCCGCAGACAGAAUCUCGAGACGCGCUCAAAGAAAUGCUCGUGCCGCUCGCGCAAGCCGAACUAGUACCACGAGGUGCAAACCCUUCAGAGCAAGAGCCUGGCUUGUUGCUCGUCACAUCCAACGGCGCUGUUGCCUUCUGGACGUCAGUCAGUAUGGCCAUGGGCAACCUGGACCGCUCCCAAAGCACGCAGCUGUCCAUCAGGCAGAGCGCGAACGAGCACGUGCAAGUAUUGAGGAGGAUCAGACCUGAUCUAUACGUUGUUGCUACUUCUCAAGGCCGCCUCUUCCGAUUGGAUUUGGCAUCACGCAACGGGAGAGCGACGAUCGAAGCCUCAGAGUUUGCAAGUGGCCGCGGCUUGCUUGCUCGAUACUGGUCUCGCACACCUGCUUCUCAAGCGGGUGAAGGCGGCAUCACCGCUGUCGCGCUCGAUACCUCGAUCUCAUCUGGCCAACAAGAUCACCGCACACUCUUUGCGCUGACCGAACGCGGUCUGCAGAUCUGGCAGCUAGGCUACAACGGUAACGAGCAAUUUGUGACUGAAGUCGACCUCUGCGAGCAUCUCGAGCAGCAAAGUGUUGCUUCAGAUCAUUCAUCUUUAUCAACUCAGUUGCGCCUGCUUGAUAUUGCCAUGACAAAUCAAUCAUCCCUCGCGGUACUCUUCAGCCGGCAAGGCAACAGGACACAGAACGCCGCACCAAUAUACUCAGUCGGAAUCUUCGAGUAUCAGCCGUCGACUCAGACAGUCUCUGUUACUUUCGUACGUACUUUUGAUGGCUUACCUUCCGAUGUCGAGCGCCCGCAUACUCGUCCGCGUCUUGUCACGAGCUCGACGGCCGAUGCAGCAUGUCUCGUCUUACCCUCAUCUGUCAGCAUACUCUCGCUCGCCGUGGGCUCAGACUUUGUCGAGACCCUUGACCUCAAAGAUCCUGUAGACAACCUGUUCAUCGCAGUCGACGCUCACUCGUCAAGUCAGCGCAAGAGCGGCGUAGCAGCCACUGCCGUCAUGAUCGCUCGCAACGGCAUCGUCCUCAUUGAAAGUACGCCUGCCGUCAUGGAGGGACAAGCCCUCGCUGUAGAUGUCGAACGAGAAUCCAAGGCGACCGGCUACAUUGUCAAGCGGUUGCGCCAGGCUGUAUUCUAUGGCGAGCGUGAAAGCAAUCCACUAGCGUUCGGAUUGCCCAUUGACGUGCCGGGCGAUCUUUCGACCGCUGUCAGUACGAUCAGCAGAGAGAUCGUAGACUCCUCUUCACCCUUCUUGCGGCCCAUCCUCGAUGUCCGCGUGCAAAUAGGCGACAGACAAGCAAAGCAUCGCGCGCUCAUCGAGGAGCUUUUGCGCAACCAUCUCGUCACCCGUCUCACGCUCAACGAUCGCGUCCUGCUCUCGAAUGAUGCCGAACGCCUAGCAGCUGGCGCUGCUCUUUGGCAGCACUUCAAUUCGGGUCGUACAAAUUCGGCCGAUGUCACCAUGCUGACAGAAGCAGUGCUGUCGUUUAUGCACGAUGCGAGACUUGGCGCGGGUGAAGACGCUAUUCGCCUCUUCUUUCGCACAAAGAUAGAUGGUCUCGGGGCCGUUGCCGAGCAUGUUGCAGACAUGGCGGCACGCACGGAGACUCACAGCCUCACCCGGCAAUGCCAACUGCAGACCGACGCCAACGCCAUUUUCUCGGCAAUCUAUCGCACUGCAGCGAAGCAUCGUAAAGAUACUGUAAAGGUCUUUCAACUGACGCCCGCCUCAUCGAUCACCAUAGAGCCUUGGUUGAGUAGUCCGGCGUUGCUUGCGAGCCUCGUCAAACUCUUCGAGCUGACGGAAGAGCUCUUACGCCUGCUCGACAAAGAACUCAAGCAAGCCGGCUCCAAUCGUACGCAGUACGGCAUGCGGGGACUCGACGUCUCGGAUGCUCAGGACGACCUGUCCACACUGCAGCUCGGACUCUGCAAGGCACUUACUGAUCUGGGUGACUACGUACUCAGCGUGUACGAAGAGCGCCUCAUCUGGCUCAAGACCGAUAGCCGGCAUAGCUCAGAGCUGCGUGCGACUCGCGAACGCUACUUGCAGUUGCGACAACGCGUAGUACAUGGCCUCGUGCUACACGAUCUUAUUGAGCCUGCUUAUGCUCUUGCCGAGCGUAGCAAGGAUUAUCGAUCUCUCGUCGAGCUAUCAACGAGCGCGGCAACGGGCAAUCAGCAGCGAAUAAAGGAGUAUAUGUCGGUCUACAAGGAUGACUUUGCCUUCGAGCUCUAUCAGUACUACAUCCAGCAAAAGCUUUUCCGCGCGCUGCUCGAGCAGGAUGCGAGCUAUUCUCAGUCUCUCAGCCGCUUCUUAUCGUCCACAGCUCACCCUAAGCUGGCUUGGUUGCAUCAUGUCUCGCUCGGACAGUACACGCAAGUGUCGACGACGCUCUAUCAGGAAUCGAGGCGCAGCUCUUUGUUGGCGGAAGAAAAAGUGAUGCUGAGUAUCUGCAAGCUAGCCCAAGUUGCGCAGUCCUCCCUGGCAGAGCUCAGCUCAGAUGCCGGUCAACGAGCGCUAGAGGUCGUCGAUGAUAAGCUGGAUAUCAUCGAAGCACAGCGUCGAAUGCAAGAGAGGUACCGCGAGCUGCUCAGUCUGCAGGAAUCGCAGCGACCCGUCGACGAUCGGGCAGCAGUCAUAGCGAACAAGCAAACGGCCGCCUAUCGCGAUCUUGGAGCCCUGUUUGAGCUCUUCCGAUCGCAUGUGACAAAAUUGUUGCAGGGGCAUGUACUGGGUACUGAGGCGCUUGUCGACAUCAUGACGCUGGAUGCAUCAACAGACACCGGCAAUUUCAACAGUGCACUCGGCAUCAUCGCUCGUGACAAAGAUUUACCGCCUCAGCGACGAGAUAGCCUCGUCAAGACGCUCUGGCGACGCGCUUACAUCAAAGACGAUUGGGAAGCAUUGCAAAGCACACAAGAUCUAUCGGACGACCAGAUCAGUCAAAUCUUGCAGGGCACGGCCAUGUUCAAGAGUCUUCUGUCAGCACGCGAGCAAGGUCUAGAUGACAGCUUCGUCGCCAGCCCGUCGGACGCCGUCUCUACUAUCGACAGGGACCAGCUAGCUGCGCGCUUCACCGAGCUUGGCGAGCCGCAGCUAGAGCGACUUGCCGCAGAUUUGCAAGCCGAGAACGAUAUGCUCCUCUCGACCAUGGAGGACUACCGUCUGGACCACUACUAUAGCGAAGCUUUGCGUCUGCUCUCUCGUGAGGAGGACACUCGCAUCAUGGAAGCUGACACGAGCUUGUUGAGCCAAGAUGCAUCCUAG
Messenger RNA from Mixia osmundae IAM 14324, 3834 nucleotides. RefSeq lists its product as uncharacterized. The coding region runs from base 1 to 3834 and encodes 1277 amino acids. The record is from RefSeq and is a predicted model, not a curated record. Gene Ontology annotation, molecular function: protein binding; structural constituent of nuclear pore. Gene Ontology annotation, biological process: transcription-dependent tethering of RNA polymerase II gene DNA at nuclear periphery; protein import into nucleus; poly(A)+ mRNA export from nucleus. Gene Ontology annotation, cellular component: nuclear pore outer ring. NCBI's taxonomy places the organism in Eukaryota, Fungi, Basidiomycota, Mixiomycetes, Mixiales, Mixiaceae. The transcript has 8 exons.